AUGACGUUCCUUGGAGCCAUGCUGAGUUUGCUCCUGCCGCGGUCGGCGUGGAGGGUAAUCCAGCGUCGGAGCCGCACGGGUUGGAGGCAGGACCAGUUCCUGCAGAGCGCAGAGGAGGUAGUAGUGGAAGACGAUUCUGCCUCGUCCUCGAGGCGGACAGAACGUCCACACGAAGAGCGCGGUCGCUCCAGGAGCGAGGCAGGGCCACCACCACCGACCUCAGCUGCGGGCGCACUGCUACACGCCGCCAGUGAGAACAACCCCGCCUCAUCCGCAGACGCCGGCACCGUCGUCGACAGCAGCAGCACCGGAAGAAAGGGCCAGGAGAGCGGCACCCGAAUCGGCCGCAGGCUCAGACGAGGAGGGGGUGGGAAUGGCGGCAGCAGGUCGUCGUCUUCGGGGGGCGACGGGUCGUCCUCGGUGGGGGGGUUAGGGGGGGUAGGCGUUUCGGGGGCAGGGGUGGGGCCGGCGAGGCCCCCUGCGGCGAAGCGAGACUCCUCGGUCGGCAGGAACGCCGCCGCCCCCGCCGCCGCCGCCGCCACCGCCGCCGGCAGUGGUGCCGGGGAGGGGCCGGAGUCCUCGCUAGACCUGUCGCUCAGGUGGGAGGGAGUCGUGCUCAAGGACGUGGAGCUUAGGAGGGACUUCCUUUCCGAGCUCCUCGGGCUGCCGGUGGACGUGCCGCACGCGUUCGUGAGAAGGGCGGUGCUGCACCUACCGUGGUACACGCUCCUGCUGGGGCCGAAAGCCGGCAGGCAGCGGCCGAUGCCGCGUUGGCUGAAGUGGGUCCUGCGGCGGCUCAAGGUUAAGCUCGCGGACGUUACCCUCCGCUACGAGUCUGUCGGGAUGUGCCCGCUGCAGGGUGCGGCUCCGGCCGCUGUGGAGGUCACCCUAGGCAGCCUAGAGGUGCAGCCGGUCUCCCUGCAGGGAGCCUCGGCUUGGUUCAAGCGGCAGGUCCAAGCAGAGCACAAGAGCCUCCAGUACCGGGAGGGCGAGAAGGUGACUGGUGCCAACGAACCGGUGACCCUCAAUGCCACCGAAGACGCCAUGGCCCUUGUGUGGGGCGUAACGGAAGAGGUGUUGCGCCUCGCGGACAUGAACUCCGGUGCAAGCGCUGGUGCCGGGGGAGGCGUUGACGGGACGGGCUCCGGCGGGGGUUACGCCAGCGGGAGCGGUAGCAGCAGCGACGAGGACGGCGAUGGCGACGAUGGGAGCGAGGAUGAGUGGUACGACGCGUUCGGGUCCGAAUUCGAGUCCGGGUUUCAGGAGCUGCCGAAGCCGCGGCGGCGUCGGGGUGUCCUCCGCACCGCGUUCGCCACGGCCGCCGGCCGCCGCCGGAGCAGCAGCAAGAAGAAGCAGAAGCAGAAGCAGAAGCAGAAGGAAGAGGGGUCGUCCUCCGGACGGCCCCCGUUCCUUAGGCGGCGAAAGGCCUCUGACGACUCGUCCGCCGCCGGUAGUAGUGGCGGCAUUGGUUUCGCGUCGAGGGGAAGAGGGCUAAGCGGCUCGUCGUCGUUCUCGCAGGGCGGCGCAGCGGGAGAGGACGGCAGCGGCGGCGGCAGCGGCGGCGGGCUCUGGGCCGCGACGUCGUCCUCGUCCGUGCUGUCGGUCACCUCUGCCGGCGGCGGCGAUGGUGAUCUAAGCCCGGCGUGCUUCCCGAGUCCAAGAAGUCGGACACUAGAGGCGGCGGCGGCGGUGGACGCGGUGGCGCUAGGGGGAGUUCGUCAUCGUGGAGCAGCAGCUCUUCGUUGCCGCGGGAGUCGUUCCUCCGACAAGCCCUCUUCAACGGCACGGGGACAAGAGCCCAGCGCAGGCGGCGCUCGUAGGACCGGUGGUGCUGCUGCUGCUUCCUCUUCUCCGAGAAAGCUGGGCGUUGACGCAGCCGUGGGUACGGUUAGCGCGGCUUGGGCCCGCGGCAUCCCCCAGGCGGCGGCGGCCGCCGCAGCGGCGGCAGAAGCGCAGGCGGGGAACGCGAGAGGGGUUAGGCCCGCCGCCGCCGCCGGGGCCGCCGUAGUGG
Ectocarpus siliculosus is the source of this 2011-nucleotide messenger RNA. The record is from the annotation of a GenBank genome assembly. Lineage: Eukaryota; Phaeophyceae; Ectocarpales; Ectocarpaceae.